AUGCCUACUUUGAAUCGAGGAAGUUCGGUAUACCAUUCGACGUAUGCCCUAUAUUGGCGUGACGCGAGCGGCAAGCUGUUGGCGGUUGAAGGCAACGGGUCCAGUGAAGUGCGUCAGGCAUGGCCACAGGUAUGGGAUGGGAUUGCCGCAAACAGCAAGAAGCGAACCACAAUCAGAUUGCCCUCUGGGAGACAGAUCGACAGCUAUCAGAUCAAAUUAGGCCUGCCCGCCCUUCUAGAUGGGGGCCGUUUGGAUUCUGGGCAUCAAUUGACGCAAAUCCGAGAGCUGCAGAGUAACAACGGGCUUAUUCUGGGGCUUGUCACAUCUGGGCACUCAAACAACUCCUCAAAUGCCGAACUCGAUGACUGGUUCGAAAAGUUCCUUCUCCUGCGAACAGAAUUCGAGCCGUUCAAUGCCCUAUCAGAGACCUCAAAUCAAGAGGCACGACGGAUUGCAGUACAGAUUUCCGAUUUAUUCGACGAAAAGCUCAGGAAUAUUGCCCCGAAUGACCAGUGGAGUUCCGGCGGGGGCAUGGAGUAUUUCAGGAACCGCGUCUAUGGCUUCGUCGACAAGGGUCUGCCUGUCAUCUUUUGUUUGCCGGCAUUUCCGUGCAAAUCUCCCAACCCACAAAAAGUCGGAGGAGAAUAUCCGGAUGCAGCGGAGUAUUAUGCAUUGGUGACGUUACUCGACUUCCUUCGAGCAGUGUCUUUGGUCUAUAAACCCGGAGCUAUAUUGUGGAUCAUCAGUGACGGCCAUGUGUUUUCGGAUUGCAUCGGCGUCGACGACAUCAAGGUAGAUGAAUAUAAAGACAGGCUCAUGGAAAUGCACAACGAAAUAUGUACCGAUGAGAAGCAACGCGGAUACAUUCAAUUUAUGGGACUGCAGGAGAUCUUCCUCUCCGACCCUGACUUGACAAACCAACUCUCACCUGCAUGGAUGAAGAACAUCGAGCUGGCACAUCCCGUUGGAACCAAACUCACAGAAGAUGCAGAGCUUUGCAGGAAGCUGCUUAUGGAAAUGUGUCAAACAGACCGGGGGUAUCUCCGAAAGUUAAUCCAGGAACAGGAAUCGCAUGCACUUCAGAUGUACAGGGGUCUCUCACGAUUCAUGCUGAGAGAUCUGGGCAGUCACUCUUCAAUGAAGGGGUUGAGCAGCAAGCAGCAGAAGAAGCUAUCCAGUAGCGUCGCCACUGAAAUGAUCCUUCGGAAUCAAGCAUAUUCGAACCUGGUCGAGCUUCUGUUCCCCAACUAUGUGCGUCUGUCAAUCCAUGCCCAUAACAACAAAGGGCCCAAGUUCGGUAUCAAACUCUUCCCAAAAUCAACGGUCCGUUCAAUUAGUUCUUUGGAGACACGACAUGAAACCCAUACUACUGAUGACUUCCACCUGCCGACCCCCUGGCACAAUUCCAUCAUCAAGGUUAGCGGAGACAGGCACAUGUACCUGACCGCAGCAGACGUCGCCCACGCCGGAAUCAAUGGGGCUCUCUUCAAAGGCUCUUGGGUAUCCGGCCCCAACGGUGGGCACUUCUCUCUGACUAGCACAGAGCAACCGACAACUGAAAAGCCCGCUCAAGAUACGUAUCAACAAUCUGGGCUGUUCAGCAUUAUCCAGUGGCUAUGGUUCAGUAUCACCAAGCCCUUCUGGACUCUCUGGCAAUAG
This is a messenger RNA of Uncinocarpus reesii 1704, 1659 nucleotides long. RefSeq lists its product as uncharacterized. Lineage: Eukaryota; Fungi; Ascomycota; Eurotiomycetes; Onygenales; Onygenaceae. The record is from RefSeq and is a predicted model, not a curated record. The transcript has 4 exons. The coding region runs from base 1 to 1659 and encodes 552 amino acids.